Glarea lozoyensis ATCC 20868 is the source of this 1575-nucleotide messenger RNA. RefSeq names its product MFS general substrate transporter. Bases 1 to 1575 code for a protein of 524 amino acids. Gene Ontology annotation, molecular function: carbohydrate:proton symporter activity. The record is from RefSeq and is a predicted model, not a curated record. Gene Ontology annotation, biological process: transmembrane transport; carbohydrate transport. The transcript is spliced from 3 exons. Gene Ontology annotation, cellular component: membrane. NCBI's taxonomy places the organism in Eukaryota, Fungi, Ascomycota, Leotiomycetes, Helotiales, Helotiaceae.
AUGUCUAACCCUUCAUCUACCCUCAGUGGUAUAUCAUCCAUCAUGUCGAAAAAGAACGAAAUUGUUCUAUUUUCGUCUACGGCUAUUGCCCUCUAUGGCUACGAUCAGGGAAUGAUGUCCCUGGUCAAUACCAACAAAUCAUACCUGCACACCAUGGGGAUAUCAGAAGAAUCGCCUAUUGUGGGAAUAAUUGUGUCGAUAUACUACCUCGGCUGCGCUGUAGGAGCGGUAAUAGCUUCUCGACUCGCGGACAAGAAUGGCCGGAAGCCAUCUAUAUUCAUUUGCCUGGCGACAACCGCCCUCGGAAACAUCUUGAUGUUCAUCUCGGGCUUGUCGUCAAUCCACCCACUCGAAUCUUCCAACUGGAAUGGGCAUGCCAUCAUAUGUAUGUGCUUUGGGCGUGUGAUAAUGGGCUUGGGAGUAGGCGGCAUCGAUGCAGUGAUACCUGUCUAUUCCAGCGAGUUGUCCUCCGAUGGCGGCAGAGGGAAAGCUCUGGCACAGGAGUUUCAAAUGAAUAUCUUCGGGCUUCUUAUGGCUUAUUCGAUCAACCUCGGUAUCACAGCUGCUCUCGGGAAGGAAAACCAAUGGGCGUGGCGGGUUCCAAUCAUCGCUAUGCAGAUAUUCCCUGUGCUUCUUAUUGCAGUCAUAAGUAGACUUCCCGAAACACCAAGAUGGUUCAUGAGCAUGGAAAGAGAGAAAGAUGCAAAAUCAGCUCUCAAAGACAUUCACGGCGAUGAGGAUGGCAAGAGUAAGUUUGACGAACUACAAAAGGCGCAAGAAGAGGAGAGUGAUGCGAAAGUGGAGUACAAGGACAUGCUUCUUCCAGGCGGAUCACAAUUUCACCCUUCGAUGGUGACUGUAAUGGGUCAAGUUAAUCAAGCACUUACUGGUUAUGGCGCUGUAUCGGUUUACGGGCCUCAGAUCUUCGAGCUUCUAAGCUUCGAGACCCGAAAGGCAGAGUACCUGACUCUGGGAAACUACAUUUCGUACUUUUGCUUCAUGACCUUUGCUUGGCUCCUCAUCGACGUUGUUGGUCGUCGAAAGUUGAUGGUCUGGGGCUCUAUUGGUCUAUCCGUCUCUUUUCUGCUUCUCACGCUUUUCGGUGGACUUAACGAAGUCUCAGGCGUACCAGAUCUUGCGAUAGAAAUCCCUGGAAGUAUUAUACUCUUCGCUGCGACGGCAAUAUUUGGAAUCGGAUGGUUAGCUACCGUUUGGCUCAUUCCUACCGAAAUAUAUCCAUCUGCAGCGAGAGCACAAGGGUCUGCUAUCUCUGUGAUAGUUUGGGGGUUGGCUAAUUUCGCCGUUACCCUUUUGACCCCAAUCGGAUUCAACAACUUGAAGUAUUGGCUAUUCCUCGUUUUCGCUGCGACAAACACUUUCGCUGGCUGGUGGACAUGGAAAUAUUGUCCUGAGAGUGGCGGAAGGAGUUUUGAGGAGAACCAGGAAUUUUUUGAGAGUGCGGCAAAGGAAGGAAGCUGGGCUGUUCAAAAGGUUGAUGAUGGAAAGUUCAAAUCCAUGCCGAAAGGCGAUGAUGAAGAGGGCAAUGGCGAGAGAGCGCCUUUGUUGGGAAGGUGA